CUGGAGCGGCAGGGGCGGUGCGGUGACUUCUCCGAGCUGCGUCAAACCAACUGGAGACAGACAACCAGACCGGAAGGGAAGCAAGGGAGUGAUGCAAUCACCUGCAAGACAUAACUGGAUGUCUUCACAAUGUACACGUAAGAAUACAUAACACUGUUUUAUGAGAAGGUGGCCAGAGUGAUGAACUCAGACCAGGAAAGGCCGUUCGUGUGCAACGCUCCUGGCUGUUCUCAGCGAUUCCCCACGGAGGACCAUCUGAUGAUACAUCGACACAAACAUGAGAUGACCCUUAAGUUCCCCUCCAUAAAGAACGACAACAUGUUAUCAGACCAGACACCCACACCCACACGCUUCUUGAAGAACUGUGAGGAGGUGGGGUUGUUCAGUGAACUGGACUGCUCAAUUGAGCAGGAGUUUUGCAAGGCCCAGGAAGAAGAGGACAGUAAACAGAACAUCUCACUGCACGGCCAGGCAGGCCAAGGCCAGCACCAGCAGUCCCACUCACGGAUGGGCAACCAUGAUACCAGCAUAGUGAUCCAGCAGGCCCUGCCCUCUCCUCAGUCCAGCUCCGUCAUCACUCAGGCUCCAUCCACCAACAGACAGAUAGGGCCUGUCCCCGGCUCUCUGUCCUCACUGCUGCACCUACGAAACAGACAGAGACAGCCUCUGCCUGCCUCCAUGCCUGGAACUCUGCCAGACCCGACCAUGCCUGGCUCUUCUGCUGUGCUGAUGCCUAUGGAGAGACAAAUGUCCAUGGGCUCCAAUAUGAUGGGUAUGCAAGGACCCACCCACAGCAGCUCCUGCUCUUCCACUCACAUUCCCUCCAUGCACUCAGAAGCCAAACUGAGGCUGAAGGCUGCACUUUCACACCACCCGAGUGCCAUCGCCAACGGCAACAUGAACUCCAUGGGCCACAUGAUGGAGAUGAUGUCAUCGCGGCAGGAGCAGGGCACCCACCAUCACAUGCACUCGCACCCGCACCAGCACCUGCAAGCCCCUCCCCACGCUUACCAGCACCACGGCCACCACCACCACAGCCAGGGCCACGGCCAGGGUGGACACCACCACCCACAGGGACACAACCCCCAUCACAACUCCCACAAUCCUCACCUCCAUCCUGGGCACCCACACCAGACCUCACCGCACCCUCCAAUGCACUCUGCUUCACAUAUGUCGCCUGCCACCCAGCAAAUGCAGCCCACGCAGACGAUGCAGUCUCCGCCACCCAGUGGCGGACGGCGCAGGCGAGUAGUGGACGAGGAUCCGGAUGAACGCCGGCGGAAGUUUCUGGAGCGGAAUAGAGCGGCAGCAACAAGAUGCAGACAGAAGAGAAAAGUCUGGGUGAUGUCAUUAGAGAAGAAAGCAGAAGAGCUCACUCAGACCAACAUGCAGCUUCAGAAUGAAGUGACCAUGCUAAAGAACGAGGUGACCCAACUCAAGCAGCUUCUCCUCACACACAAGGACUGUCCCAUCACCACUAUGCAGAAAGAGUCCCAAGGUUACCUCAGUCCAGACAGCAGUCCGGCGGGCAGUCCAGCGCCAGCAUGCUCCCAGCAGCAGGUCAUUCAGCACAACACCAUCACCACCUCCACCACAACCGUAGGGGGCAGCAGUGUGCACGGGCAAACCAAUCACCGCACAGACAUUAACCCCAUCCACUAG
Epinephelus lanceolatus (giant grouper) is the source of this 1662-nucleotide messenger RNA. RefSeq names its product cAMP responsive element binding protein 5b (gene creb5b). Gene Ontology annotation, biological process: regulation of DNA-templated transcription. Lineage: Eukaryota; Metazoa; Chordata; Actinopteri; Perciformes; Serranidae. The record is from RefSeq and is a predicted model, not a curated record. Gene Ontology annotation, molecular function: DNA binding; DNA-binding transcription factor activity.